This is a messenger RNA of Prorocentrum cordatum, 712 nucleotides long. The record is from the annotation of a GenBank genome assembly. NCBI's taxonomy places the organism in Eukaryota, Dinophyceae, Prorocentrales, Prorocentraceae.
GCUGCGACCCCUGGGCCGCAGGCCACCCGAGCCCGCCUGGCCCGAGCCGCGGGCCCACAGCUUGCCCGCCGCAGCCGCCAGCAGCACCGCAACCUGCGGGAGCAGUUCCUGGCAGCCUCCGAGCUGGGGGCGCCGGGAGUUGCCGCGCGCGUGCCGGGCGCCGCUGCGACGAGGUUCUUCGACGAACUGCACCUGGCGGGGAAGGUCGCCGCGACGGGCGAAAAGCUGAUCGCCGCCAUCGCCAUGCGCGCGCCCGGCUGCCAGAGCAAGGGCCGUCUGGCGCUUCCUCGAGCCUGCAGUGGCAGGGUGGAAAUGCCCCUCCACGGCGUGCCGAUGGUCGAUGCCUACCUCGGGCCCGGCGAAGCCCACCGCUUGACAAAGGGCCAGGCGCUGCCGCCCGAGGGCGAGGAUGCCCAACGCGAGAUGGACGAGACCGUCGACAUCGCCCGACCUUGGCUGGCCUCGUUCAUCGCGAGGCAGAGCCAGGGCGCGCCGACCGACCCACUCUGGACGUUCACCAUGGCAGUGGCGAAGCGGACCUUCGACAGGGCAGCGGCCUCCCUCGGGCUCGAGGGCCUGCAGGCCGCGCUGCGCAUGGCGCGGCGCAGCGGGGCCUCGAUCGACAGGUUCACGGGGCGGAUCUCGCUACUGGAGGUCCAGCGCCGCGACGGGCGGAGGCAGCCCGCGUCCGCGCGCCGCUGCGAGAAGCGAG